GGGGAGGCGGUGGACGGGGAAGAGAAGAGAGAGGAAGAAGGAGGCUCCGGGUGGUGGACGAGACCAAAUCAAGAAGGGUCAGGCCCGGGACUCGGGAGGAGGGACAUCGGGAGAGAAGAGGAGCGAGGAAGGAUCUCUCAUUUUUUUCAUUUGUACUUUUUCCAUCUCCGCCUUCAUCAACGUGAACCGUCGACCCCCUUCCAUAGCAUCGCCCCCGUCCCCGCCAUGCCGUCCAACGCCGUCAGCGACGCUACAUUCAAAGACUCCACCGACUCGACGGGAAGCAACACGGUCGGGGUGUGCCUCAAAGAGGGCCCCAGCAGCAACCCCCACCCGGGGCCGCCCCCGUCCUACAACGGGGACGUGGGCGGGCACAGAGACAGGACGUCCAACUCCUGCUUCGCCAAGUCGGAAAGGACGGAAGCGGAGAACGGGAUCCUCAGGGAGCCUUCGUCAUCCUCCUCUUCCUCCUGCCGGUCGGAGGACGGCGUGCAGGCUCAGUGUCUCCCCCAGCAGGACAGAUUGUUGCAGGACGGCGAGGCCACGCCGCAUAAGAAGCGAGGGCGGCGGAAACUGGAACGCCCGACCAAAUAUGUGGAGCACAUCGAGGAGGACGGUGGCCAAGUGGUGAAGAGCGAGGGAGGUCGCGGGAGGCUGCGAGGGGGCGUCGGCUGGGAGGUCAGCCUUCGCCAGAGGCCCGUGCCCAGAGUGACCUUCCAGGCUGGUGACCCCUAUUACAUUAGCAAGCGGACCAGGGAGGAGUGGCUGGCCAAGUGGAAGAUGGAGGCAGAGAAAAAGGCCAAAGUGAUGUCAGCCAUGAACGCAAUAACCGACCCCGAGGACGAAAAGGAGACGGAAGAGUCCCGGAAACCAGACGCCUCCAUCGACCAGCAUCCGCCGCCUUCCAAACAUCAGGAGCCUCCGCCAAGUCCGCCGCGGUCCAAGCCGCAGCAUCCAUCGCAAUCCCAGCCGUCGCUCCCGCAGCAACAACAACAACAACAACAACAACAGCCUACUGACCCCGCCUCCCCCACGGUAGCCACCACCCCCGAGCCUGUCGCCGUCGUAGGCGGAGACAAGACAUCCCCCGAGCCUGGAGACACUGAACUCGACUAUGAGGACGAUCGUGGUUUCGGCAUCGGCGAUCUGAUCUGGGGUAAGCUACGGGGGUUCUCGUGGUGGCCAGGACGUAUCGUGUCCUGGUGGAUGACGGGCCGCAGCAGAGCCGCCGAGGGGACCAGAUGGGUCAUGUGGUUCGGAGACGGAAAAUUCUCAGUGGUUUGUGUUGAGAAACUCUUGCCUUUUAGUUCCUUCAGCAAUGCCUUUCACCAAGCAACCUAUAACAAGCAGCCCAUGUACAGGAAAGCCAUCUACGAGGUGCUUCAGGCGGCAGGCGGCCGAGCGGGCAAAUCAUUUGCUGCCUGUCCUGACAGCGAUGAGAACGAAACCUCCAAAUCAGUGGAACGUCUGAACAGGGAGAUGAUCGAGUGGGCGAUGGCCGGGUUCCAGCCGAGUGGACCUAAAGGUUUGGAGCCCCCAGAAGAGGAGCGCAACCCGUACAAAGAGGUUUACCCGGAGAUGUGGGUGGAGCCAGAAGCGGCAGCCUACACGCCCCCGCCGGCUAAAAAGCCUCGCAAGAGCACAGUGGAGAAACCCAAGGUCAAGGACAUCAUCGACGAAAGGACGCGAGAGAGACUCAUUCACGAAGUCAGACAAAAGUGCCGCAGCAUCGAGGAUAUUUGUAUCUCCUGUGGAAGUCUGAAUGUCAGCAUCGAGCACCCGCUGUUUGCAGGAGGAAUGUGCCAGGGCUGCAAGAACUGCUUCCUGGAGUGUGCGUAUCAGUACGACGACGACGGCUACCAGUCGUACUGCACCAUCUGCUGCGGCGGACGCGAGGUGCUCAUGUGCGGGAACAACAACUGUUGCCGGUGCUUCUGCGUGGAGUGCGUUAACCUCCUGGUCGGCCAAGGGGCGGCCCACGCCGCCAUCAAAGAGGACCCCUGGAACUGCUUCAUGUGCGGCCAGAAGGGGGCGUACGGUCUGCUGGAGCGCCGCCCCGACUGGCCCUGCCGGCUCCAGCACUUCUUUGCCAACAACCACGACCAGGAUUUUGAACCACCAAAGAUUUACCCCCCCGUCGUGGUGGAGAACAGGAAGCCCAUUCGGGUCUUGUCGCUAUUUGAUGGCAUAGCAACAGGGUUGCUGGUUCUGCGAGAUCUGGGUAUCCAAGUGGGCCGCUACGUGGCCUCGGAGGUGUGCGAGGACUCCAUCGCCGUGGGGAUCGUGCGGCAUCAGGGUCGCAUUAUGUACGUGGGCGACGUGCGGACCGUUACGCGUAAACACAUACAAGAGUGGGGUCCUUUUGACCUUGUCAUCGGCGGGAGUCCGUGCAACGACCUCUCCAUCGUGAACCCUGCCCGGAAAGGCCUUUACGAGGGGACGGGCCGCCUGUUUUUCGAGUUCUACCGACUCCUGCACGAGGCUCGGCCGAAGACGGGCGAAGAGCGGCCUUUCUUCUGGCUCUUUGAGAACGUGGUAGCCAUGGGUGUCAGUGAUAAGAGGGACAUAUCUCGCUUUCUGGAGUGCAACCCGGUGAUGAUCGACGCCAAGGAGGUGUCGGCCGCCCACCGUGCCCGCUACUUCUGGGGAAACCUGCCUGGCAUGAACAGGUCUGUGGGAGAAUGGCCCCUGGCGGCCAUGUGCAGCGACAGGUUGGACCUGCAGGACUGUUUGGAACACGGAAGAACCGCCAAGUUUGACAAGGUGAGGACCAUCACCACCAGGUCCAACUCCAUCAAGCAGGGCAAGGACCAGCACUUCCCGGUCUUCAUGAACGAGAAGGAGGACAUCCUGUGGUGCACUGAGAUGGAGAGGGUCUUUGGCUUCCCGGUCCACUACACGGACGUGUCCAACAUGAGCCGCCUGGCCCGUCAGAGGCUGCUGGGUCGAUCGUGGAGCGUGCCCGUCAUCCGCCACCUCUUUGCACCGCUCAAAGAUUACUUUGCUUGCGUUUGAGCGGCGAGAGCGCUCACUCUGAAUUUUUUUUUUUUUUUUGUAUUUUUAUAAUUUGUACGCAUUUUUUUUUUUAUUAUUUAAUUUUUUUUUAGCAGUGUUAUGAUUUAUUUGUGUAAAAUCGAUACUUGAGACUAUGCUUUCUUCUCAAGACGCUGAGACAGAAAAAGAGCUAAAAACGCGUGAAGCGGCGGGGCUCGGAAUUUCGUUUUUUCCUUGCCUUGCUUCCGGCGACUGAGCCUCGCCGAUGAUGAUGUGACGGACGUACGCCGUACGUCUCUUAAGAAUCCCGAAUCACAAAUACCUCUUAGUUUACAGUUUCUACACACAUUUAAAGGUACUACUGUAUAACGGUUACUACACCAUGGUGCUCCGCAAAAUGACCGCAAACGUGGAUCAAACCACUUCCUUUAGGCCGCCGCCGAGUUCUGCGGCUUUUCUACCGAUCGUCUGGUGCUCGUCGAAGCUCUCGGCUCCGCUCAGGCCGCCGCAAACACACCGCGACGCUAGUUUUGACGUCGGCCUGCGUGGCAUUUACUGUACAAGUGUUCAAACGCCAGCGGGGGUCGCCGCCCCGCCGCGUUACCGUCAAGGUGCAAACGUCCUCGACGCGACACGGUGCGGCUUCACAAAGUCCUUCUACCUUUUUUAUAGCAAUUUUAUGUGCGGUUUUAUCAACAUAUGAAGCACUUUUUUUAAUCUGUACUUUAAUCUGUAAUUUAAUUUUUUUUUUUUAUUUUUUGCUGUUUCGGUUCCAACCGUUCAGGACUUUUUCAUGAUUUCAUGACUUUUUUUUUUUUAUACGUGAGGGCUGUGGUGCCGAUGUGGAAGAGUGGCUUUUCCCAUCCUGUCAAACUUUUUCAUUGUCCGAGACAAUGAAAAAUUCAUUAAACAAGAAUUAAUUCAUUUUAAAUAUAAUUAGACAAGACAAAAAACAGUAAAAAAAUAAAAUAAAAUUACCUGUAAUUUUAUUGUAUUU
Molecule: messenger RNA, 3991 nt
Organism: Doryrhamphus excisus (bluestripe pipefish)
Lineage: Eukaryota; Metazoa; Chordata; Actinopteri; Syngnathiformes; Syngnathidae
Source: RefSeq, a predicted model, not a curated record